Molecule: messenger RNA, 1554 nt
Organism: Mya arenaria
Lineage: Eukaryota; Metazoa; Mollusca; Bivalvia; Myida; Myidae
Product: uromodulin-like
Exons: 6
Coding region: 38-748 (236 amino acids)
Source: RefSeq, a predicted model, not a curated record
CGAGUAUGAAGAAGGCACUUUCAUAAAUGAUUAAACCAUGAAGUUGAUUUUAUGUGUUGGAUUCUUUCUAAAUUUAUUUGUCGGAAGAAACUCAGUUGAAGCAGUGUCUGAUCCUUGCAACGAUCGCAUUCAUGAACACUUUCCCGACUAUCCAGGAUUAAGAAAUGAGGACUGCAAAAUCAAAACGGAAAGGUGUGAUAAAUACAUCCCAUCAGGACGAUGGUUCGUUUUCCAAGAUGCAGUAAUGUUAAACCAUCCACCAGUCGGUGGGUCAUGUGGAGUUGACUACCCAGCUUGGUUAAACGGUUCGUUUCCAUCGGUCAGAGAUGAUAUUGUGAACCGAACGAUAUGCAUAAAACAAGCUUCAGACGUCUGUUCAAAAACGGUUGAAAUACGACUGAAGAACUGCUCUGAUUUCUAUGUGUACAAUUUAACACCACUACCCGACUGCACGAGUGUGUACUGUUUUGAAUCGAGCCUCCCCUGCAUAGAUCCCACUACAACAAAGUCGACGAUGUCAUCUUCUACGUAUACAUCAAGCUCUAACACAACGCCCAGAAGGCCAAAAUCACCUUACGAUUAUCGCGAUUUAUUGAUUGGAAUCCUUACUGCGAUAGGAUGUCUAGUGGUUCUAGGAUCUGCUAUUCUUGGCCUGAAAUUGUGGAAGUCUAACAGAUGCCCUAUGCGAGCGACUAAAGUAAUGAACAACACACCUCCACCCUACUCCGAGGUCACCAAAAUAAUAUGAAUAUAUUUUGAAUACGAAUAUUAUUCCAACGUUGAAUAAUGACUGGUAUUUCAUCUGACUUAUUUCAUUUGUUCUGUUCUGUUAUGCUGCAUGACAUGUAAUUAAGGAAACAUUUCUGAACCCCUGGAGAACUAUUCCAGUUGUUUGUUUCCAUCAAUGAUAUUUAAUAAGAAAUUCGCAGACUGUCGAACCAUUAUGUUAAACUUUAUUUACAAAUAAAGCCUGAAAAAAAGUGACAAUACUAUUAUUAGAAUUGUUGUUAAGACAUGUGUUUUCCAUUUAUUACACUAAUUUACAUAUACUUAUACCAGCACUUUACGUUAUAUAUUUUUAUAACAUUAUUUCUUAGUGAUUUUAAUAGCUCUUUGAAUAGCUAUUAGUAAGUCUUAGUAAGGAGUAGAUUAAAGCAUGCAAUAACUUUUUGCAAUAAUAAAACAUGUGCUUGUAUUAAUUGGAUCUAAGAACGAUGCAGCUAAUCGGAUUACUUGUUAUUAAUAACUGACCAAUUGAGUGAAUGAAGUAUUUAUGACAUUUAUAAUACUUACUUAAGUUAAAUAAUGAAUACAAGCCAUGCUCUGUUCAGUUUGCAUUAUUCUUACCUUUUAAUGCAAAUACAAUGUAUUUAAAAAAAUCCAGUUAAAAUGGAAGGGCAUGGCAGAAUAAUCUUGAAAUAAAUUUCCCAGAGUUUCAGCAUUGAAGUUUUAGCUUAGCGCUGUAAAUGCACAUAAUGAACUUAAUGUAUCUCAUUUUUUUCUAUUGUAAUAAUUAUUUUUGUUUUCUUUGUUUAUAUUAAACCGUUUUGACAU